Vitis riparia (riverbank grape) is the source of this 667-nucleotide messenger RNA. Its product is annotated as protein NOI4. The transcript has 3 exons. The record is from RefSeq and is a predicted model, not a curated record. Lineage: Eukaryota; Viridiplantae; Streptophyta; Magnoliopsida; Vitales; Vitaceae. The coding region runs from base 90 to 323 and encodes 77 amino acids.
CACUUGUUAUUCUCUCUUCUCCUUUAUUGACGUGAGUCAUCUCUCUCUCCCUCUCUCCUUUUUCCCGGAAAAUUCUCUCUCUAGAAUUCAUGUCGGACAACGGUAUACCACUGCCAAAAUUUGGUGAAUGGGAUGUUAAUGACCCUGCUUCUGCUGAAGGUUUUACUGUGAUCUUUAAUAAGGCUAGGGAUGAGAAAAGAACUGGUGGCCAACCUGAGUCACCAGCAAAUGCGGAAAAUAAUGUUAAGCAGGGAGUGGAGCCUAGCAAGCCUCAAACUAAAAAAUGGUUUUGUUGCUUGCAAGCCCCCCAUGCAGAAUCUUGACAAGGCGAGUUGGCCUCCUGUCAAGAGUUUCAAUACAAAAGGAUGUUUAUAUGUAACAGGCCCCACCAUAUUUUCCUAAAGAUCAGAAUUGUAGAGCUUGAGAAGUGUCCUUAUGGAAUUCUUGUUGUGUGCUGUAGAACUGUGGUGUUGUGGGAAAGAGUAAGAGUAUGGAUGAAAGAAGACAAACGAUAUAUUGUAUCAAAUAUGUACUGAUUUGGUGGCUGUGAUUAGAAGCUGAGCUAUUUGUUUCUGUCUCUUUCUUCUCUCCUGCUAUGAGCUGUAGAGAGAUUGUUUGUGACAAUUUUUUCCCCAUUAUUGUAUUAGUGGAGUGCUUUUGGCUUUCC